This is a messenger RNA of Peniophora sp. CBMAI 1063, 564 nucleotides long. The record is from the annotation of a GenBank genome assembly. NCBI's taxonomy places the organism in Eukaryota, Fungi, Basidiomycota, Agaricomycetes, Russulales, Peniophoraceae.
AUGGAGAACUCGAAGGCCUCUACGAAUGACAGCGGUGGGAUCAGACGUCAGUCUAGCGCUUUGGGAGACGAAGAAUCUGUUCAAGAAGGACGAGAGACACCUGCUUCGAUGAUCGUCUUGUCAGAUCCGUCGUCCGCAGAUGGUGGGGAGCUUCAGGGUGAAGCGGACGGAUCCGGGCGAGUGGAAGACAGGCUGUCCUUCCCUCCCAGCUUGGCCGCAUUGCUCGGCCUGACUCACUACAGCAACGCAAACUCUGACCCCGAGGUCAGGGCGUUUGUCAAGGAGCACUUUCCGCACGACUUCGACCCAGUGCUGGAGCUCUCCCGCAUUCGCAACGCGGCAUCCGACGCCGAGGCUCGGGCGAUCACGCGCGAGCAUUUCUCGCGUCUUGGUCCACAUUCCGUGUGGAGAUCGAUGAUGUUGAAGCAGGAGGCUGCUUUAGAUGCGGAGGCUGAGCUAUUGGAGAGGCUCGAAGUGCUUCGGCGAUUGCAAGGCGCGAACAGGAGUGACGGAGAGCCCAGCCAUGCUGCGGGACAUGCUGAUGGGCAAGAAGAACAAGAGUAG